AAACGUUACGAUGAUAUAAAAUUCACCGUGCUACAAAAGUCUUUGAUGCGUUUAGAGGCAAUAGUUUUGUAGUUAACGUAGUCCAAAGUCUUGGAUGCGUGUGACUGGAGUCCAAAGAGCACUCCGCAAGCCGGCUCCGUGAAAAGGAUGGCAACUUCUAUUUUGAAAGCAGUGCAAUUCGCACGACUACGGAGUCCGUGUCUAAAAGCUCACAAACAUUGGUUUAGCACAUCAUCAGCUUUACAAAAGCAUCUCAAAUAUGAAGUGAAGGAUGAUGUCGCAGUGAUUACAUUUGAUACACCAGAGUCAAAGGUAAACACUUUGUCCAGAGAUGUCCAGUCAGAAUUUGAGGAAUGUUUCAACAAGGCCUCGAAAGACCCCAAUGUUCACAGCAUGGUUGUCAAAUCAGGGAAGCCAGGAUGUUUCAUCGCAGGGGCUGACAUUGGAAUGCUAUCGGCUUGUAAAACAGCAGAGGAGGUGGAAACCUUGUCACGGAAUGGACAGAUUCUGUUCCAAAAAAUGGAGGACAGUAAAAAGCCAAUAGUAGCUGCCAUAAUGGGAACAUGCUUAGGAGGAGGGCUGGAGGUGGCUCUGGCUUGUCAGUACAGAGUGGCUGUGAAGAGCAAGAAGACAUCAUUAGCCGCUCCAGAGGUGAUGCUGGGCCUGUUACCAGGAGCAGGGGGAACUCAGCGACUCCCAAAACUGCUUCCAAUACAAGCUGCUCUGGACAUGGUGCUGACAGGGAAAAACAUACGAGCUGACAAAGCCAAGAAAAUGGGACUAGUGGACCACCUGGUGGACCCAUUAGGACCAGGCAUUGAUAGCCCGGAGGUCAGGACCCUGGCUUAUCUAGAGGAGGUUGCCAUUGGAGAAGCCAAACGGUUGGGAGGUUUAGGAGGUUCGAGCAAUCCAAGACUCGCCAAAAAGAAAAACUUAAUGCAAAAAGUAACAGAUCUGAUGAUGGCCAUACCUGCUGGAAGAAAUUACAUUUUUGACCAGGCCAAAAAAGCAGUUUUAAAGCAGACAAAGGGAUUGUACCCAGCCCCCUUGAAAAUCAUUGAAGUGGUUAAAAAUGGCAUAGAAAACCCCUCUACUGGAUAUGAAAUGGAGGCCAAGUGUUUUGGGGAACUGGCCAUGACUAGUGAAUCGAAAGCUCUGAUUGGACUCUACAAUGGCACCACAGCUUGUAAGAAGAACAAGUUUGGUGAGCCAAAGCGUCCUUCACAAACAAUUGGUAUCCUGGGAGCAGGACUAAUGGGGGCUGGAAUUGCUCAGGUCUCAAUCGACAAGAACAUGCAUGUGUUCAUGAAGGACAUGUCUCUGUCAGGCCUGGCUAGGGGUCAGGAGCAAGUCCACAAAGGUCUCCAGACAGACGUCAAAAAGAAGAAGUUCACAACAUUUGAGAGAGACUUAAUUUACUCUCAUAUGGACGCCACACUACACUAUGACGACUUCCACAAAUGUGAUAUGGUCAUCGAGGCGGUGUUUGAAGACUUGAACAUCAAGCAUCAUGUGAUUAAGGAGGUGGAGCAGUACAUACCAGAGCACUGUGUUUUUGCUUCCAACACAUCAGCAUUACCCAUCAGUCAGAUCGCCAAGGCCAGUCAGCGACCAGAAAAGCUCAUUGGAAUGCAUUACUUUUCGCCUGUUGAUAAAAUGCAGCUUCUAGAAAUCAUCACAACACCAGAAACCUCCAAGGACACAGUGGCUACUGCUGUUGAUGUGGGACUCCGUCAGGGAAAAUUAGUCAUCAUUGUUGGGGACGGUCCCGGCUUCUACACGACCAGAAUCCUGGCACCGAUGUUGGCAGAAGCUGUCCGACUUCUCCAGGAGGGUGUGAACCCCCAACAGCUAGAUAAGGUGACCACAAGCUUUGGCUGGCCAGUUGGAAUGGCCACUCUAGCCGAUGAAGUGGGCAUUGAUGUGGCAUCCCAUGUUGCUGAGGAUCUUGGGAAGGCUUUCGGCAGUCGAUUUGGAGGAGGUGACCCCGCUGUACUGAAAGAAAUGGUGGCAGCUGGAUGUUUAGGAAGGAAAUCUGGGAAGGGAUGCUUUGCGUACGAUCCAAGUAAGGGCAAAAAGAAGGGGAAAACAGAAAAUAUGGAGGCCCUGGCCAUCUUAAACAGGCAUCGCCUUGCUCCUACGGAAGCAAACACGACAGAGGAUCACCAGUACCGACUCUUCUCGCGAUUUGUCAAUGAAGCCGUCUUCUGUCUUCAGGAUGGAAUUCUUAUGACUCCUUUGGAGGGAGAUAUAGGAGCUGUCUUUGGUCUUGGAUUCCCACCAUUUUUCGGAGGUCCCUUCCGUUACUUGGAUUUACACGGCGCUGGACAGUUAGUGGACAGAAUGAGGCGGUACGAACAACUAUACGGAGAACAAUUCACACCAUGCCAGCUGUUACUGGAUCAUGCGAAAGACUCUUCAAAGAAAUUUCAUGUGUCAAAUUAAUCUGGAGUUAUAGCAUAAUCUGAACAAGUCAUGUGAUGAGGCUUAUGGUGUAGACAUUAAGUGCAUCAUCUGAUGAUGUGAAUCUUGUGAUAUCUCAUUUCCUGUUGGGGAAGACUUCAUACAUGCAGUAGUUCUCAUUGUUACAACAGGUCAUACAUGUAUUUAUAAAAUAAACUCUCAUAUUUAUAUUAAACAAAA
Messenger RNA from Ostrea edulis (European flat oyster), 2643 nucleotides. RefSeq names its product trifunctional enzyme subunit alpha, mitochondrial-like. Lineage: Eukaryota; Metazoa; Mollusca; Bivalvia; Ostreida; Ostreidae. Gene Ontology annotation, biological process: fatty acid beta-oxidation. Gene Ontology annotation, molecular function: long-chain (3S)-3-hydroxyacyl-CoA dehydrogenase (NAD+) activity; NAD+ binding; enoyl-CoA hydratase activity. Gene Ontology annotation, cellular component: mitochondrion; mitochondrial fatty acid beta-oxidation multienzyme complex. The transcript has 21 exons. The coding region runs from base 148 to 2445 and encodes 765 amino acids. The record is from RefSeq and is a predicted model, not a curated record.